Molecule: messenger RNA, 627 nt
Organism: Theileria orientalis strain Shintoku
Lineage: Eukaryota; Apicomplexa; Aconoidasida; Piroplasmida; Theileriidae
Product: proteasome subunit beta type 2
Exons: 2
Coding region: 1-627 (208 amino acids)
Biological process (GO): proteasomal protein catabolic process
Cellular component (GO): nucleus; proteasome core complex; proteasome core complex, beta-subunit complex
Molecular function (GO): peptidase activity
Source: RefSeq, a predicted model, not a curated record
AUGGAUACACUAAUUGGUAUCCGUGGCCGUGACUUUGUCGCUGUUGCUACCGACACUUACGAGAAGUAUGGCGUUAUCACCAUGAAAAACGACGACGAUGGCAAGAUUAUGCAAAUUGACGACUCCAAACUUCUUCUACUCGCGGGGCCCCUUGGGGAUCGUUCUCAGUUUGGUGAAUAUAUUAGGAAGUCCGUUCACUACCUGCGUUACAAGACUUCCUUCAACAUGACUACUAAAUCGAUGGCACACUUCGUUAGGCAGCAACUCGCUGAGUAUCUUCGCAAAAGCCCCUAUCAGGUCGACCUUCUCGUCGCUGGCUACGACUUCGACGGCCCUCAACUUUUCUGGGUCGACUAUCUCGCUAGCUCCACUUCCAUUGACCGUGCUGUUCACGGCUACGGCGGCAACUUGCUUCGCGGUUUACUUGACAAGGAGUAUCAUGAGAAUCUUACCGUUGAGGAUGCGGUCAGGCUUCUCAAGAAGUGUCGUCACGAGGUGAAGAACCGUUUUCUUCUUUCGCAAUCCAACUUCCGCGCCAAGGUCAUUGAUAAAAACGGCGUUCACGACGUCUCCAUUUCUGACGAAGACACUCCUGAGGUUUUUAAAACUUCCCACUCCAACUUAUGA